Molecule: messenger RNA, 816 nt
Organism: Haliotis rubra (blacklip abalone)
Lineage: Eukaryota; Metazoa; Mollusca; Gastropoda; Lepetellida; Haliotidae
Product: diaminopimelate epimerase-like
Exons: 1
Coding region: 1-816 (271 amino acids)
Cellular component (GO): cytosol
Molecular function (GO): diaminopimelate epimerase activity
Source: RefSeq, a predicted model, not a curated record
AUGCGGAUACCAUUUUCCAAAUACCACGGCCUUGGCAAUGACUUCGUUAUCAUAGACAACACCCGAGGGUCAGUCUCCCUGUCCCUCACCCAGCGGCGUCUCAUGUGUAGCCGGCGGUACGGGGUGGGGGCGGACGGACUGAUCAUGGUGGAAUCCAGCAAGGAGCACUCCUUUGCCCUCACCUUUUACGACAAUGAUGGUACAGCUGGUGCUCUGUGUGGGAACGGAUGUCGCUGUACCUUGGCGUUUGCCCAGAGUCUUGGACUAGUGGAAGAUAAGACGUUUACGUUUGAAGCCUACGACGGAGUCCAUACCGGUCGGGUCGUCUCGAAACGCAAGUGUGUCCUCGGAUUUAAGGAUCGACGGUUUGAGGACAUAAAGAAACUGGAUAACGACAACUUCUUUGUUGAUACGGGGGCUCCUCAUCACGUCCGCUACGUUGAUUCUAUAACCGGAUAUGACGUCGUUGGCGAAGGGAGACAACUUCGAUAUGGCAAAUAUGAAGGCAUAGGGGGAGCUAAUGUCACGUUUGUGGAUAAAAGCACAGAUGGUAAGAUGGUGUGUAGAAUGUAUGAUCGGCGGAUAGACGAGGAGGUUCCAUCGUGUGGCACAGUUUCCGUAGCUAUUGCGUUAAUUGCGCAGUUACAUCGCGUUACCCCUCAAGGUCACGUCGACAACAUAGGUCAAAGGUUGUAUGAAACCUACAUGGAAGGCGGGCCUCUGACGGUGACUUUUGAUGUCGAUGAAGACAUCUUCACUAACAUUGAACUGACAGGAGACGUGGAACACGUCUUUGAUGGGACUUACUAUUUCUGA